Molecule: messenger RNA, 740 nt
Organism: Lathyrus oleraceus (garden pea)
Lineage: Eukaryota; Viridiplantae; Streptophyta; Magnoliopsida; Fabales; Fabaceae
Product: phytohormone-binding protein
Exons: 2
Coding region: 160-627 (155 amino acids)
Biological process (GO): abscisic acid-activated signaling pathway; defense response
Cellular component (GO): cytoplasm; nucleus
Molecular function (GO): abscisic acid binding; signaling receptor activity; protein phosphatase inhibitor activity
Source: RefSeq, a predicted model, not a curated record
UCUUAAAAAAACAAAAAAGCAUCUUUCAUUCUUGUAAGUCAAUGACAUUAGUUGAAGAUGCUGUUUCCUAAUUUUCUCCUUAACUAGUGUUAUCAAAUUUCAUAUAGUAUAUAUAAAUUAAUAUAUGAUGCUACUUUGUUGAAACACAUUUGAAGAAUCAUGAUAAAGGAAUUCAACACACAAACAACACUCAAUGUAGGGUUGGAGACCCUAUGGACAGCUCAGUCUAGGGAUUUCAUUUUCAUUGUUCCAAAGGUUCUGCCAAAUAUUGUGAAAGAUGUGCAAGUAGUUCAAGGGGAUGGAGGGGUUGGUACCAUCCUCAUCUUUAACUUUUUGCCUGGUAUAUCCCCAGUAAACUAUCAGAGGGAAGAGAUCACUCAGUUUGAUGAGUUAUCUCAUGAAAUUGGGCUGCAAGUGAUUGAAGGAGGCUAUCUGAAUCAAGGUUUGUCAUACUACAAGACAACUUUUCAAUUCACAGCAAUAACAGAAGAUAAGACUUUGGUCAACGUGAAAAUCUCUUAUGAUCAUGAAUCCGACAUAGAAGAAAAAGUCAAACCUACCAAGACAUCAGAAUCCACUUUAUUUUAUCUUGGGUGCCUUGAAAAGUAUCUCUUGAAUGGUGCUUGAAGAUAAUAUUUAACAUAUCUAGUAUAUGGGCCUCGUUAAUUUAUUUUUACUACUCUCCAUGAAAUGCUAUUUUUCAUUAAUGGCAUGUUAUUAAUAAAAAUUUACUUUCUCAA